UUUGGCUAUGUGGGAUUGUUGAUACAACAACAAUCACGGGUUGUAUGAUUCGUAAUAUAAAAAAUAUAGAUGAUGAUGAUAAUUGUAGGUUUAUUUUUUUUUAUUAAUAAACCUGUGGUGGGAGCUUUAAACAAGUUCUAUUUUUAAUUCGUCGUACACUUGUGUUUUAGACCUUUCGUUGAAGCUGGGUGGUGGGGAAGAUAAUAAUAAUUUACUAGUAAUUUUAAGACAUUUAAAUUAGAAAUGCAAAGAAAAAAAUAGAAUGAUGUCUGUGGAAUAUGACUGUGGGUCGAUGUUCUUCUCGUGUCACCCAUAAUUGUUAAAAUAUACUAAUAGUUGAUUGAAUGAAAUCUUGCAAUUCUCGGAAAAAAAAAAUUGGGGACAGUGAUGGAUUGAUAGGUUCAAGUAUACAUAUAAGAGGAAUAAAGGGAAAGGAGUAGCUUGAGUGUCUGUGGCAGAGUUGGAGGGUUUGCAGGGAAAAAAUGAUGAGACACUCUAAGAGAAAGAGAAUCUUUGCAGUUACAAAUUAGAAGAAUAAAAGAGAAGAAGACAUUUGUAUUUCGGGAAGUAUAAAUAGCUGAGAGUAUUGUUUAGUUGCUUAUUGAAGAUUACAAUAGUGAAAUCUUUAGUGAUGAGUUAAGAGCUACUCAAGUGAUAGAGUAGUUGAGGUACUCAGGUGAUAGAGUCCUCCGAUCCAUUGUUGUAAUUCUCGUGUGGAUCAUCAAUAUACGGUAUUAUUCAGUAGAUCCGAUCUGUGAUCCUAACAUCGAUGUUCUUUGGAAAAUAGUUGAUUGUUCGUUAAAUUGAUCGCAAAAUAGUGGCUUGCAUUGGAAAGCUAACAAAACUUAGAAGAUAUGCUCCACAUAUCAAGGCAACAAAGAAGGAUUUAUUGGGCUGGAAGAUUUGCUCAAGACCAGUCUUGAUAAUAGUAACAUGAGAGAGUUUCAUAAACGGUGAACAUAUAUGCAGCUUGCAACACUAUUUUGAAAUGACAUGAAGUAUCGUUUCAAAGAUUAAUCGAAAGUAGUUCACUGUUCAAACUAUUGUGUUGUGAAGUUAGCCUGAGAUGGAAAACAAACAAAAGUAUCACCAAAAAAAACAGAUGGAAGCGUUUAUGUAAGUAGAUUCUAGCAAUAACUAUGAGUUAAAGUGUAGAAACGCGUCUUCAGAGAAUAUGAGCUAAUAUGGGUUUACUCUCAGAUCUAGUUACCCAACUGUAGAGCCUUGAUAAUAGACCCCAAGUUGGUUAGACAUCAAGUAACAUCCAAAUACCAUAUUCAAAUGCGUUGAAAUUCACACUUGUAUGACUAACCGACAAAGCUUGCAACACGUUGGAUGGUCUGUUCAGACAUGGGAAGAAACAAAUCUUAGUAAUUAUAACGCUUUUCGAUACAUUAAGAUGGAAGAGAGGAGAAUAAAUUUCCAAAGUUCAUAAGUUUAAGAGAACAAAGGUAUAUUCCAAGAAACCAAGUGGUACUAUAUGAAAUAUCAUAUAACACCAAUAUGUCAAAUGCUACGUAUAAAAUGUGUGAUUGGCCGAUGGAAGAGGCUGGAUAUAUAAUUGUUGAUGCACAUCUCACGAAAAUUAUUGAAGUUGAAUCACUGACACACGGAUUUGGUGUGUUUUCUCUGACUCUCUGAUGACUUUAGCAAAUCUAAUAUCAAUCAACGCACGAAGAAGCGCAAACCAAACAAACAAAUCUCACCCUUACCAUAGCAUAUGCGUCACAUGGGUUUAAAUGCUUCUUUAUAUGCUAUCCAUAAUACUUUAUGUUUUGAAAGGGAAACUAUUUGAAAAUAAAUGCAAAUUCUUUUUUUCUCCUGAUUAAAGAUUACAAAUUCGAGUUUUCUAUGUAACAAAAAAAGAAAUGGUCAGCAGUAGCUUUCGCUGAGGGUAAAAUUUCAUAAUCUUUUUACUAUUUUAGUCUUUAUUGAUUUAAAGCAAAAAAGAUUAUAAACCGAAGGUUCCUUUAACCAAACAAAAGUUAUAUAGCCAAGUUUCAGUUUCACACUUCCCUAUAUUAACACUCUUUUUUUUCCCAGAAUCAUUUAUAUCAUUCAUAGUUUCUGUUCCUUCUGCAUUUCAUUUUUGACUGUUAGUUGAGUUCUUUCCCCUCUUUGUGUUUGGUUUAAUGAUAUGAACAAGAGAUGUGAAUCUUGUCUUGAAUAGGAAACAUGAGAUCUUUAAGCAGUGUGGGACUUGCUCUAAGCAUAGUCUUUGGUUGCUUGCUACUAGCUCUUCUCGCCGAGCUCUAUUACUUGAUCUGUUGUAAGAAGAGGAGGAGGAGACCUAAUCUACGAAAUGACUAUUCUACCCCUGCAACCAGAAAACUUCUCUUCUUCUGUUGCUGCAGCACUAACCCUUCUCCUUCUUCUAGCCCUAAACCUAAUGAAACUCAACAGCAAUGUCUUCCUCCUGAUGAUGGGUUUGGGAACGUGGUGGGUCCAGGGCUUGUGCCGAGGUUUUUGUUCACUAUCGUGGAGGAAACAGUAGAGGAAAUGGAAUCUGAAGAAGGUGUUUCCACGAAAGGAAAGAGUUUGAACGAUUUGUUUCUAAAUAUGGAAAGUGGUUUUUCUCCUCCGUAUCUCACUCCUCGUGCUUCUCCUUCGCUCUUUACGCCUCCUUACACUCCGUUAACAGAGUCUUGUAACGGCAGAAAAGAAGGUUUCUUCGAGUCACCGACUGAUGCUGAGUUUAACAGGCUAGUGAGAUCAUCAUCACAUUCACCAACAUCAUCACCAUCGUCUUUGCCGAGAUUUAAGUUCUUGAGAGACGCAGAGGAGAAGCUUAACAAGAGGAAAGUGACGGAGAUUGCAGAAGCUGAAGAAGUCAGCAAAGGCUUAAACUGAUAAGAGUCAGAUUUUAAAGAUGAAGUUUCAACAAGAACAUGACAAAAAGGUGAUUAGAAAAGUUUUAUGGAUUAUUCAAAUCAAAUCAUGAUUUUAGAUAAAAGAAUCAAAGUUGUAGAUGAUUUACAUAACUUAGAAUUUCAAUAACAAAUUAAUGUUAAAAGAAAAGAGAGAACAAAGAUGAACAUUGGAUUCGGUUUUUGUUUUUGUUUUUUUUUCUUUCUUUUCUUCAUAAUUGCCACACUGUUGUAGUUGACAUUUUAAGAUGCACGAGCUCAGCAUCAUAGUCCUAAACCGACUUUCACUUUUAAAAGGAAUUAAUUCUGAAAGAAUGUUAAUAUAAUAUCGAAUAUGUAGUUAGAAAAUAGAAGUAUUAAGAAUCAUUAAGUACUACUACUAAUUGAGUUUCUCGAGAUCAUUCGCUUCCAAACUAAGUAGAAGAAUUUUUUUAUUUUUAUUUUUUGUAACUUUCAAUAUGGACCGAUAAAUGAAUACAGACAAGAGACUCAUGAACAGACCAAGUGGAGAAUCUCUUUCCCCUUCAGUUAAAAAUGUGACCCUUGAGGGGAAUGUAAAUAAACAAAUCAGAUUCCUGAGGCUGCAAGAAGUGGUAACCCUAGCUCAGGGCAUAGUGAGCUGAGCUCAAAUCCGGUUACUCCAUAUACGAUCUUCUGCGUCAUCAUAUAAUCUUCGUCUUCUUCCUCCCAGUCGAUUGCUCCUCCGUGCACAGCAGUCUCUGACAUCGCGACUGUGCUUAUCGCAAAUAAUCACUUGUGAUAAGCAAAACAACACGGAGAGAUUGGUCAACGAAUCUGGAAACCCACUUGGACUCUCUCGCUCUCGCCUGUGUUUUGCUGAAAGUCGAAACAACAGGGUGUGACGUUGUGAAAACAACGAACGACGCAUUGUUUUUUGAGUAUACUUUUUUUGAAACUAUUCUAAUUUGGAAACUUUUCUUAAUCCAAAUUAUAUUCUUUGUUCGACUAUCCUACUAAAUUAACACUAUUAUUUAGAUCAAAAUAUUAUGCUAACAUUAUAGGAGAAAACUAAUUAAUUUGUUUUAUUUGAAUGUCAUCAGUUUUACAUGUAUCAGGAAAGUACAUAUUGCUGUGCCAAAAAAAAAACAAAUUCAUACUAAUUAAGGUAUGUUUCUGCUGCCAAUUUUUUUUGUCGUUAUAGUUUCAUGACAUAAAAAGGUUUGGUUAUUAAUUGCGAGUUGUUUCCAAAUACGUUUUCAUUCUCUGGUUAGCUUGCCUCGAGUCGACAUGCCUCCGCUUUGGUGGUCACCGAAACUAGAGAUCAACUUUUUUUCGUUACCCAUAAAGUUACUAUCUCUAGAGAUAGUACUUAACUCGCCUCAACACUCUUUUCAUCGGCUUCAGUACCUGGUCUGCGUACUUUCCUAAAUUAGAUAAAGAGAUUAAUCCUGAUCCUGUACAACAUCCAGCGAGAAUAAAUGAAUGCAUGGAUGUGAUAAGUGCGAGCGAGUAGAGAGUGAGCGUCUUGACGCAAUCGUGUGGAAGAAGUUAGGCCUAAGCGCUAGACGAGGCGACGCAUGUGUCCAUGAUUCUCAGACGUUGACUCAACCCUUAAGUCGUCAUUGACUGUAUGCAUAUAUUUUUUGAAGGAAGAUUGUGAUCUCUUUGUGUGGACUUCGUUUAAACCAGUUGGAUGGGAUGGGAUGGCAGCAUAUGUGUAACCGACCUAUAGUCAACUCUUGUUACAUAUACUUCUAAAAAAACGCGUAAAUAAAACCUAUUUGUUUUCA
Molecule: messenger RNA, 4618 nt
Organism: Brassica rapa (field mustard)
Lineage: Eukaryota; Viridiplantae; Streptophyta; Magnoliopsida; Brassicales; Brassicaceae
Source: RefSeq, a predicted model, not a curated record